Messenger RNA from Cotesia glomerata, 1008 nucleotides. RefSeq names its product distal membrane-arm assembly complex protein 2. The coding region runs from base 48 to 965 and encodes 305 amino acids. The transcript has a single exon. The record is from RefSeq and is a predicted model, not a curated record. Lineage: Eukaryota; Metazoa; Arthropoda; Insecta; Hymenoptera; Braconidae.
UUAAUAAUUAAUUGAUAUUGAUAUUGAUAAAUAAUUUAUAAAAAAAAAUGUUUCUAAAUAAAGUAGUGUCAAAAGUGUGUGGCUCACGAGUGAAUCAAUUAAAAAUAAUAAAGAGACUUGCAACAAAUCAUCCGGACUACUACAAGUCACCAGAGAAACUUCAAGCUGAGGAAGAAGAAUCAGAAAAUCCAAGACCCAGACGUAGAUUAAAAAAAUGGCGAAACAUGCCUGGUGGAAUUGAUCAAGAUCCUGGAACAUUUCUGAGCAUGUUUAAUCGACAAGCAGAUAGAGAUGAUGCUGGAGGUGUAAUUUUCAGAGGCAAAACUUUCUACCCAUCUGACUUUAGUCGAUGGUACUAUGUCAAGCAACAUGAAUAUUUACAAUAUGAUCAACGUUAUCUUCCUGAGCGUAAUCAAGCACUGGGUAACGAUUUAGCUGCUUCACAUUUUCUUAUCUUCCGACACUGUCGUAUCCGGAAAAAGGGAGAAACUGAGUUCUGGGAUGCCAAUGACCUGGAGAAAAUACCAGAUUUGUAUAAGCAAAACUGGUACCUUGAAGAAAUAGAUGCCAGUAACUCAGAAAUAAUUUUUGAAGGUAUUGAGAAUUUUAAGGGGCUUAAAUUUUUAAAAAGAGCUUCAUUUAAAAAUUGUAAGCAUUUUGAUGACUGGUGUUUGGACCGAGUCAUUGGUCUAUGUCCUACGUUGGAGUAUUUAGAUGUCUCGGAGUGUGAAAAAAUUACUGAUCGUGGUCUUGAGAGCCUUUACAGAGCAUGGAAUUUGAAAGAAUUUUAUAUUAGCGAUUAUUUUCACAGUCCGUCAUUUGAAUUAACUUGUAUGAUGGUGGAAGACUGUAUGCCUCAGUUGAAAAUUAAUGUUAAAAAAAUGCCCAAGGCUGAAAUUCCAGCCGAAACUAAAACAGCUGAAGAACCUGACGAAGAAAAAAAAAUUUAUGAAAAUAAAAAUUAAUUUAGAUUUAUUAUAAAUUAAAAAUAUUUCAUUAAAAAAUUAU